GGGUGAGAUCGGCCCAGCGCAGGAGAGCCCCCAGAACUGUACAGCUGGAAUAAUCUUCCUCAGAGCGUCCAGCAGCCACGGUUAAAUAGAAUGGAUGUAGUGAUUGAAUGUUCGGGGGAGACAGAGAGAUGCCCGAUUGGAUUGGUCUGGUCAGAAUGUGUGUUUCUCCAUUCCGUCCACUCUUGUUAUCAGUGGAUCGUCUACUUAUGGUUUAGCGCGGGGUUGGCGGUGGCUUUCUUCGCGUCUUUGGACACCGCCUUUACAACAACAACAACAACAACACUUGGGAUAUCUUCAUUUCAUUCAUCUUCAGGUUCUUCCCAACUCGUAACUCACUCCAGUGGCUACUGCAUACAUGGAUAAUUAGGCAAUGAUGGCACAGAUGUCACCAGUCAAAUUCAAUUUAUACCAGUUUCUCACACCACAGCGCAUCUCAAACACCGUCCCCAAUAUA
This is a messenger RNA of Aspergillus campestris IBT 28561, 454 nucleotides long. RefSeq lists its product as uncharacterized. Lineage: Eukaryota; Fungi; Ascomycota; Eurotiomycetes; Eurotiales; Aspergillaceae. The transcript has a single exon. The coding region runs from base 91 to 363 and encodes 90 amino acids. The record is from RefSeq and is a predicted model, not a curated record.